Messenger RNA from Zerene cesonia (dogface butterfly), 1935 nucleotides. It is a transcript of the gene Cyp301a1, whose product is annotated as probable cytochrome P450 301a1, mitochondrial. Bases 67 to 1656 code for a protein of 529 amino acids. NCBI's taxonomy places the organism in Eukaryota, Metazoa, Arthropoda, Insecta, Lepidoptera, Pieridae. The transcript is spliced from 8 exons. The record is from RefSeq and is a predicted model, not a curated record. Gene Ontology annotation, molecular function: oxidoreductase activity, acting on paired donors, with incorporation or reduction of molecular oxygen; heme binding; monooxygenase activity.
GGCAAAUCUGCCGCUGUGUUAAUCUCGCGCCAGUCGUUCACAGACCGCACACCGGUCGUCAUCGUUAUGGGGCGUUCCUUAAAAAAGUUUACCGCGUACGCGCGCCCUUUCUCCAUAGCACACGCCCGUCAAGCGACGACAGGAUGCCCCUUUUCAAAACGCCAGCGAUCCCAAAUAGCACCCACCGCCUCUCUGACCGAUGAAGUGUUUGCCAACGCUAAACCCUAUUCCGAAGUCCCUGGUCCCAAGCCCAUUCCCCUCCUUGGAAAUACGUGGCGAAUGGUCCCUGUAAUCGGCCAGUUCGAUAUAUCAGAAUUCGCUAAAGUGACCAAACUGUUUCUCGAGAGAUAUGGUAGGAUUGUGCGCCUUGGCGGCUUGAUUGGGAGGCCAGAUCUGCUGUUCGUGUACGAUGCUGAUGAAAUUGAGAGGAUGUACCGAAGAGAGGGGCCCACCCCCUUCAGGCCAGCUAUGCCGUGUCUUGUGAAAUAUAAGUCGGAAGUAAGAAAGGAUUUCUUUGGAGAUUUACCUGGAGUUGUGGGGGUUCACGGUGAGCAAUGGAGAACCUUCCGUUCCAAAGUACAAAGGCCGAUCCUACAGCCUCAGACCGUGAAGAAAUACGUGGCACCCAUCGAGAUGGUUACAGAGGACUUUAUCAAGUACAUGGAAGACGCAAGGGAUGAAAACGGCGACCUGCCGAAGGAAUUCGAUAAUGAUAUACACAAGUGGUCUCUUGAAUGUAUUGGCCGUGUAGCUCUAGACGUGCGGCUAGGUUGCCUGCGCCGUGACCUAAGCAACAACUCUGAACCCCAACGCAUCAUAGACGCAGCUAAAUACGCGCUACGGAAUGUAGCCGUGCUGGAAUUGAAGGCACCCUAUUGGAGAUACAUACCCACUCCGCUGUGGACGAAAUACGUGAAUAAUAUGAACUUCUUUGUUGAGCUGUGCUCACAUUAUAUUAACGAGGCGCUAGAGCGUUUGAAAACCAAGAAAGUGACGUCAGAGAAUGACUUGUCUCUACUCGAACGGGUUCUGAAGAGCGAAGGAGACCCCAAGAUAGCUACCAUCAUGGCCCUUGACCUGAUACUCGUCGGCAUUGAUACGAUCUCAAUGGCAGUGUGUUCGAUCCUCUACCAAGCGGCCACAAGAUUGAAGCAACAAGAGAAGAUGGCGGAAGAGAUCAGAAGAGUUUUGCCCGAUCCUACUAAACCUCUCACCUACUCUGACCUUGACAAAUUGCAUUACACUAAGGCGUUCGUAAGAGAAGUUUUUAGGAUGUAUUCAACAGUUAUCGGCAAUGGAAGAACGUUGCAAGAAGAUGAUGUCAUUUGUGGCUAUCACAUACCGAAAGGCGUCCAAGUCGUAUUCCCGACCAUCGUGACCGGUAAUAUGGAGCAAUUCGUCUCAAAUCCUGAAGAGUUCAGGCCAGAGAGGUGGCUGGAGGGAAAUGGCCGUUUGCACUCAUUUGCCUCUUUGCCCUAUGGUUUUGGGGCAAGGAUAUGCCUGGGCAGGCGGUUUGCUGAUUUGGAGAUACAAGUGCUGUUGGCUAAGUUAUUACGCCGCUACAGAUUAGAAUACCACCACGAGCCACUUGAAUACGCGGUGACAUUCAUGUACGCGCCGGACGGGCCUCUGCGCCUGCGUAUGAUCGAACGAUAGAACGCUUUUUGAAAUGUUGAAUUUAGAAUAAGAUAUUUUUAUUUCAAAUUAUGAAUAUAUGUUUAAUGACAUAUUGAAUUUGUUUAAAAAAAAAUAUUAUGGUGAAAUGUCAACCUGCCUGCCUAUCGUUCGAAUAAGUUUUUUUUUAAAGAAUAUAUAUAUAUAAUGUAUAUGCCCAGACUUGAUAUUUUUUUUAUGUUGCAAUAAAAUGUAAUUAAUAGUAAAAGAUUAUAUCCACAUUAUAAAGCAUAUACGACAUUAAAUUGUUAUUAACAUGUG